AUGGAAACCUAUAUCGAAAAAAAGCACGUCGAGGAAAAUUACAUAUUAAACAAGAAACAAAAUGAAACAAAAAAAAAUUUUGAGAAUUGGGAAAAAAAUCAGCAAAAUAACUUUUCAAGAGGAACAACACAAUUGAUAAGUAUCGAUAAUCCUAAUUCGAUAAAUAAUAAAAAUUGUGAUGAUGAAAAUAAUAAUAUUUUGAAAAAAAAUAAUAAAAUAAUAAAAGGUGAAAGAAUAGACAAAAACAAUAAUGAGAAUAGUAAUUUAAUUAUAAAGAAUUUAGAAAAACAAACAGAUCAAAUAAGUAUAAAUAUAUUAAACAUUUUAAAAGCAUCAAAUAUUCCAAAUUGUGAUAUAUUAAAAAGAACAAAUAAAAGAUUUGCUAAAGCAUUUUUAUAUUUAACUGAAGGGUAUAAUAUGAAUGUAAAAAAUAUAAUAAAAAAAUCUAUAUAUAAAAGAAAAUAUAAAAAUAACACAUUAAUUAAAAUAAAAGAUAUACAUGUUUAUUCCUUAUGUAAACAUCAUCUAUUGCCAUUUGAAGGGUUGUGUGAUAUUGAAUAUAAUCCAGAUAAAUAUAUAAUGGGGUUGUCAAAAUUUUCAAGAGUUACUGAUAUAUAUGCACGACGCUUACAAUUACAAGAAGAUCUAACUAACGAUAUUUGCAAUGCUUUAAAAAAAUAUUUAAAACCCUUAUAUAUAAAAGUUACAAUUAAAGCUAAACAUUUAUGCAUUAAUAUGAGAGGAGUAAAGGAACAUGAUGCUAUGACCGUUACACAUGCAUCAUAUGUAUCAAAACAAAAUGUUAGUUGUUUUAAAGAAAAUAUUAAUUCUUCGAAAAAUGAAAUAUCAAAAUCGGAUACCCAUAAUAAAUCUUUAUCAUAA
Molecule: messenger RNA, 882 nt
Organism: Plasmodium berghei ANKA
Lineage: Eukaryota; Apicomplexa; Aconoidasida; Haemosporida; Plasmodiidae
Product: GTP cyclohydrolase 1, putative
Exons: 1
Coding region: 1-882 (293 amino acids)
Biological process (GO): tetrahydrofolate biosynthetic process; tetrahydrobiopterin biosynthetic process
Cellular component (GO): cytoplasm
Molecular function (GO): GTP binding; zinc ion binding; GTP cyclohydrolase I activity
Source: RefSeq, a predicted model, not a curated record